AUGAUAAUCACACCUACUUCUACAGCUAAUGGAAAAAUCAAUGAGAACAUGACAACCAUUUCAUCGCUUCUCGCCAUUCUCCUCACGUUAACUCUCCCUGCUCGCCGUCGCCUCCCCUGUGAAGCCACCUGUCGGAGACCUUGGAUAGCCGCAACUCCGUCGCACCCAACCCCAGUUUCAAAAACAGAGAUAAUGGCGACACAGUCACAUGCCCAGGCAGUUAAGUCUUUGAACAAGGGAGCUGGAAGAAGACGCUUUGUGUUCAAGACAUUCUCUCAACGAAUUGAAGAUAUUGAUGUUGAUGUUUUUCGAAGUCUUGAUCCCCUCAAGCCUGAACCCUCUGAAGGCUCAUCUUUUUUCCGCGAUUGCCUUGUUGAAUGGAGGGAACUUAACACGGCUGAGGAUUUUAUAUCGUUUUAUGAGGAAAUGCUGCCAUUGGUACAAACAUUACCACAGAUCAUCUUACAGAAGGAGCUUAUACUUUCACAACUUCUUUCUAGAUUGGAUAUGAAAGGGAGGUUAUCUCUAGAACCUAUCCUCAGGUUAAUUGCUGCGUUAUCUCGGGAUAUCUUGGAGGACUUUAUACCCUUUCUGCAAAGGGUUGCAGAUUCCAUGGUUUUGCUUCUCAGUAGUGGUGCUGAUAGGGAAUCAGAAAUAAUUGAGCAGAUUUUUACAUCCUGGUCAUGCAUUAUGAUGUAUCUACAGAAAUAUUUAAUGAGAGAUGUUGUCCAUGUCCUCAAAGUUACAACUAAAAUGAGGUUCUAUCCGAAAGAUUACAUUCAGGAAUUUAUGGCCGAAGCUGCAUCUUUUUUGUUGAGGAAUGCACCUAUUGAGCAGCUUAACAGAGGUAUCAAGAAGAUCAUCUCAGAAGUGGUGUCAAAACCAUUGGAAGCUAGAAAGUCUGGAGCCAGUGCUUUGUUGUUUUAUGUCAUGAAAGGAUUUUCAUCAAAGCUGCAUUCCAGAGCUGAAAAAGUGAUUCGGUUAUUGCUUCACAGUGAAAUUAUUGAAAGUGGUGGCAAAGACUCUGAAGGGUCGAAUCCAGUUGUUGAAGUUUUGAUCACAGUCUUUCAACGGUUAUGUGAAGAGCUGCAUCCUUCAGAGUUGAAAUUUUUGUUGCAAUGUGAAAGAGAGGAAAUAUAUAAAUCCAUUUCUAGUGGACACUCACUUCAUUUAACUCAUCUUUUGUCCCUGUUUGUUUCCACUAUGGAAAUUGAUAAUGUGCACAAGAUAAUAGAAUUCGAACCAGUGCUUGAGCUAGCUAAAUUACUUAUCGAGACUUUUAUCUUGCUGAAGAAAGACGAAUCCUCUGAAUUAAUUGACAAAAUUCUGCAGCUUUUGAUUUGCAUUCUUGAUGGUCUUCAUACUGGUAAUCAUGUCACAGCUCUUACUGAAUUGUCCACACAAUGGGCUCCUAUAUUUGAGAUGAGAAAUAAGAGUUUUUUAAGCUUCAUUAAGAAGCUUUUCUCAAAAGACCCCUCCAUACUCCAGACUUUCAGAACUAGUAUCAUAAGUGUGUUGACUGAUUUAAUUUCGACUAUGGAGGAUGAAGCUAUGUACAUGUUUAUCAAGUUCUUUGAGAAACUACAAUCAUUAAAAAGUUGUCUAUUGGAAGAGAAACCCAGAGAGGAAAUUUCAAGACUUUGUAUUUUUCUCAAGGAACAAAUCACUUGCUGGAUUGGGAAGAUUAAUGAUGCUGCACAUAAAGAUCCAUCUUGUGUGGAGUUUAGUGGGACAGAUUUAGGUCAAAUGUGGGGAACUGUUACAUGUUAUUCUUACAUGGAAGAUUUCCAAGCUAAUCCGUCAUUACUUAUGGACUUUGUAGAAGCCAUUGACCGACUUUUGAUGGUCAACUCUGAGACAAUUGGGGAAUUGCCUAGAAGGACCUGGGAAACCCUAAUUGGAGCUGGCUUAGUUUCUUAUCAGAAAUUGGGCUUCAGUCAACUACCAGUGGAUAAAUUCUUGUAUUUUGCUAAAAAAUACAAAUCUUCCAUCCAUAUAUUGUCUGCUGUUGCUGAUUUUUUGGAUUCAUUUGAUGCGUCCACCACUCUAGCAGAUGGAAAGUAUCAUCCAGAGUUAGAGAAGGGCAAAACUGUCGAUGCGUUUGAUAUAUUUUCUGAAAAUUUAUGUCACUCUGACAAACGAAUCCGUCUUUUCACCCUUAGAAUCUUAUGCCACUAUGAAUCUCUGACUUCUGAGAGUAUGAUGAUUGAUGAUGUUCAGAGUGAAAACGUUCUUCAUUCAUUGCUUGCGAUUGAAGCAACUUCUCUUUCUAUAGCUACUAGUAGGAAAGUUAUUCUAUUUAUAACAAAGAUACAAAUGGAUCUCUCUGCUGAAAGGAUACACAAUGCUUAUAUACCCCUUGUUUUCAAUGCUAUUAUUGGCAUAUACCACAACCAGUUCAAUUAUCUAUGGAAUCCAGCUAUGGAAUGCUUUGCUGUUUUAGUUAGCAAGUAUAAUAAGCUGGUGUGGGAUUUAUGCAUGAAGUAUCUAGAAAAAUCAGUGUCCAACUUCAUAUCACAUCAAGAACAUUCUAGAGACAACACCGAAUUACCCGAAAAUCCUGAUGAUCUGCUUACGUGUUUCAACGCAUUUGUGGGCCCUUCUUUUGAUGACCUGGCAUCCCCAACUGUUUUGUCAUUGUUGAUCAAGUCUUUACAAUUAGUAUCAGCUGUUGUGGAAUCAAAGUCACGUCAAGUUAUACCUUUGUUCUUAAAAUUUUUGGGCUAUGAGGUUGAUGAUCUGUCAAGUGUGAGAUCAUAUAAUUUGGAAGCUUCUAAAGGAAAAAGUUGGAAGGGUGUUCUUGAAGAAUGGUUAAACUUGCUAAAAUCAUUGCACAAUCCAAAGUCUUUCUAUAGGAGCCAAUUUCUCAAGGAGGUUUUACAAUAUAGGUUGCUAGAUGAGAAUGAACCUGAAUUGCAGUUGAAGGUUCUUGAUUGCCUGUUGAAUUGGAAAGAUGAAUAUCUACUCUCAUAUGGUCAACAUCUGAGAAAUCUGGUCAACCCCAAGACUCUGAGAGAUGAACUCACAAGAUGGAGUUUAUCUAGGGAAUCUGAGUUAGUUAGUGAAAAACACAGAGAUUCUCUUGUGCCACUUGUCAUUCGUAUUCUUGUCCCAAAAGUGAGGAAGUUGAAAACACUUGCUUCUAGAAAGGCUGCAAGCAUGCACCACAGGAAAGCAGUUAUUGGGUUUCUAGCUGAGCUUGACAUCAAUGAGCUUCCUCUAUUUUUUGCUUUGUUAAUAAAGCCCUUACAAACAGGCUCAUCAGGUGUUGAUGAGGUGGAUGAGUUGCUUUGGAGUACACCAAAAGCUUCUGCUAAUUUUGAUUCUUCGGGUGUUUUGAAACAUUUUACAAUGGAUAACAUCAAGUCACUAUCUUCAAAGAAAAUAUAUGGGUUUUUACAUGUGACUGAAGAAAUUCUUGGAGUUUUUGACGAGUCACGUAUAAAACCUGUUCUUGACACAUUAAUGGGAAGUGUUGUUCGCAUAUUAGCCAGCUGUGCAGGAAGUAUGGAGGGGAUUAAGGAGGAGGAAAGUGGAGCAGAAAAGCAAGCCAUGACGAGUUUGGCCCCUAAACACUUCAAAGAUUUAAGAUCUUUAUGCCUAAAAAUCAUAUCUUUGGUACUGAAUAAAUUUGAGAACCAUGAUUUCAGUUUGGAAUUCUGGGACAUCUUUUUUUCAGCUUUAAAACCUUUAAUUGAUGGUUUCAAGCAAGAAGGAGCCAGCAGUGAUAAGCCAAGUUCACUCUUUGUUUGCUUUGUUGCUAUGAGUAGAAGCCCAAAACUCGUGUCACUUUUUCACAGAGCAAAGAAUCUUGUCCCUGAUAUAUUCUCAAUUCUAACAGUCACAACAGCAUCAGAAGCCAUUAUAUCAUGUGUUCUUAGAUUCAUUGAGAAUCUUCUUAAUCUUGACAUUGAAGUGGAAAGUAGUGAUACUGAUGUGAAAGGAAUUCUUCUUCCUAACAUCGAUACACUUGUCUGCAGCUUGCAUCACCUUUUCACAUCCAAAACUACCAACAGAAAAUCACUCAAAUAUCCUGGGGGAAGAGAGCUUAACAUUUUCAAGCUACUGCCUGAUUACAUCAAUCAUCCUUCACUUGGGAAAAAAUUUGUUGAUAUUUUGCUUCCAUCUUUGACCAAGAAACAUCAUGACUGGGAUUCAUGUGUGGAGACUUUGCGUGUCAUUCAGAAAAUGGUACCAAUGUUGGGAAAUGAAGGCAGUUCAAGAAUCUUGAAAACUAUUUCUCCACUUCUUAUUCAUGCUACCACAGAGGUUCGGUUGGCUAUUUGUGAUAUCCUUGAUGCCCUUUCUGAAAGUGACCCUUCUGUACUCAGUGUGGCAAAACUUCUUAGGGAAUUCAAUGCUGUAUCUCCCAUGGAGCUAGAUGUUCUUGAUUAUGAUGUCAUAAUUGGUGCUUAUGAGAAAAUCAACAUUGAAUUCUUCUGCAAUGCUCAAGCAGAUCAAUCACUAGCUAUCUUAUCACAUUGUGUACAUGACAUGUCAUCUCAAGACUUGCUUUUGAGAGACAGUGCAUAUAGGCUUUUGCUUAUGUUUCUUGAUUUCUGUGAAAAGAUCCUCAAUGGUGAUUUGGAAACUAACAUGGGGAAGUGGUCUGAAGCAUCCAUUCAGAACAUUGUGAAUUACUUCUUUCUAAAGUACAUGGGGGAAGCCAUGGACAAAGAAACUUCUGUUAAAAAGGUGUGGAUGGAUUUACUAAGAGAGAUGGUGUUGAAGCUUCCUAAUGUGUUUAACCUAGAAUCAUAUCAAGCCCUUCGUAGUGAAGAUGCAGAAAAGGACUUCUUUAACAAUAUCGUUCACUUACAGAAACAUAGGAGGGCAAGGGCGUUAUCGCGAUUAAGUGGGGUUGUUCAAUCUAGCCAUUUAUCAGAUGUAGUUACAAACAAAGUUCUAGUCCCUCUCUUAUUCAAUAUGUUACUUGAAGUAAAAGAUGGAAAAGGAGAACAUCUUAGAAACUCCUGCAUUGAAGCUCUUGCAUCUGUUUCUGGUUCCAUGGAAUGGAAACAAUACUAUGCACUUUUGAACAGAUGCUUUCGAGAGCUUAAACUGAAACAAGACAAACAGAAGCUUUUCUUACGACUUAUUUGUGCUAUUCUAGAUCACUAUCAUUUUUCAGCUGAUGAAGAUCAUCAUUCUGAUAUACAAAGCUGUCUUCAAGAAAACGUUCUUCCCAAAAUACACAAGUUGUUGACUUUUGAUACUGAUAAAGUCAAUGUCAAUAUAAGUCUUGUAGCACUCAAGCUGUUGAAACUACUUCCUGGAAACAUAUUGGAGCUUCAACUUCCAACUAUACUCCACCGUGUUUCGAAUUUUUUAAAAGAUCGUUUAGAUAGUGUUCGUGAUGAAGCAAGAUCUGCUCUUUCUGCUUGUUUGAAGGAAUUAGGGUUAGAAUAUCUUCAGUUCAUGGUCAACAUCUUGAGGUCAACCUUAAAAAGAGGAUUUGAGCUUCAUGUUCUUGGAUAUACACUCAACUUCAUACUCUCAAAAAGCUUAUCGGGUCCCGUUUCCGGGAAAUUGGAUUAUUGUUUAGAGGAGAUUCUUUCUGUUGCUGAAAAUGACAUUCUUGGUGAUGUUUCUGAAGAGAAAGACGUUGAACAGAUUGCUUCAAAAAUGAAGGAGACAAGAAAAAAGAAGUCAUUUGAGACCCUAAAGCUGAUUGCUCAAAGCAUCACGUUCAAAACCCACGCCUUGAAGCUGAUGUCACCUGUGACACGUCAUCUACAGAAACAGUUGACCCCAAAAUUGAAGUCAAAAUUGGAAACCAUGUUGCAACAUAUAGCUUCAGGCAUUGAAUGUAACCCAACUGUAAACCACAAAGACAUUCUUAUAUUCGUUUAUGGCCUCAUUGACGAUGGUUUGAAGGGAAAUUCAAAUGCUGAUGUCAGCAGUACAAAAAGUACACGGGGUGGCCCACAAUGUUCCCAUCUCAUUACAAUAUUUGCUCUUGGUAUUCUCCAUAAUCGAAUCAAGAAAAUGAAACUUAAAGAAAAUGAAGAGGAAGUGUUAUCAUUGUUAGACCCUUUUGUUGGAUUGUUAUGCAGUUGCUUAAGCUCUAAGUAUGAAGAUAUUACAUCUACAGCUAUUCGAUGUCUCUCACUUGUUGUGAAAAUCCCUCUUCCAUCUCUUCAUUCACAAGCAGAUAAUAUAAAAACUGCACUUUUUGUGAUCCUUCAUGGCUCUGUGAAUGCAAGCAGCCCAUUGGCUGAAUCUUGCAUGAGGCUUUUGACUGUGCUUUUGAAAAGUACAAGUAUCACACUUUCUUCUGACCAAAUGCAUAUGCUGCUUCAGUUUCCACUCUUUGUUGAUCUUGAAAGAAACCCUUCUUUUGUUGCACUUUCUUUAUUGAAGGCGAUUGUGAAUAGAAAAGUUGUGGUUCCUGAGAUAUAUGAUCUUGCUAAACAAGUUGCAGAGUUAAUGGUGACAAGUCAAGUGGAACCAGUUCGCAAGAAAUGCAGUCAGAUUUUCUUACAGUUUUUGCUCGAUUAUUCACUUUCACAGAAACGAUUGCAACAGCAUCUUGACUUCUUGCUUUCAAAUCUAAGGUAUGAGCAUUCGACUGGAAGAGAAGCUGUGCUUGAAAUGCUUCAUGCUAUUAUCAUGAAGUUUCCACCACAAGUUGUGAAUGAGCAAUCACAGACUCUAUUUCUUCAACUGGUUGUUUGUUUAGUGAAUGAUUCUGAGAAAAAAGUCAGGUUGAUGACUGGAGCUGCUAUAAAGCUUUUGAUUGGUCGUGUGGGCCCACAAAGUCUUCAUUCUAUUUUGGAGUACACUUUGUCUUGGUAUUCAGGAGAGAAACAGGGUUUAUGGAGUGCUGCAGCACAGGUGUUGGGAUUAUUAGUGGAGGUAAUGAAGAAAGGGUUUGUGAAACAUAUUGAUGUUAUUUUUCCAGUAAUGAGACGCAUAUUUCCAUCAGCUGUCAACAUCUUGAAAAAUGAUGAUCAUCAUCAAGAUCCUUCAACAGUUCCCCUAUGGAAAGAAGCUUACUAUUCACUCGUUCUGUUUGAGAAGAUUCUAGUUCAAUUUCCAGAGUUAUGCUUAGGGAAAGAUCUUGAGGACAUAUGGGAAAUAAUCUGCGAGUUGUUGCUGCAUCCACACAUUUGGCUAAGAAACAUCUCAAAUCGCCUAAUAGCAUUCUACUUCACAACACUAACAGAGGCCAAUAGAAAAAAUAAUGAAAAAUGGAUUGGAGAUUUUUUCUUAAUGAGACCGAGUCGACUCUUUCUACUUUCUGUCUCUUUCUGCUCUCAACUAAAAGCAUCACUCACUGAUGACUCAGCCAACAACUAUCUCAGACACAAUAUUGUUUUUGCAAUUCUUGGAUUGCAUUCGAUUUUGAGUCAACAAAAGGAGGCUCAAGUAUUUUGGUCAACUCUUCAACAGAAGGAUGAAGAGAUUCUUAUAAAAGCUUUUAUGAUUCUUGAUCCAAGAAAGGGGAGAAGUAUGUUUGCUUCUAUUGCUUCUGGUCUUGAUGGUUGUAGUGAUGUGGAGAACUGUGAGCUUCUUUGCUAUUUGCUUAUCUCCUCUUUGCUUAAAAAGAUGGGAAAAAUUGCACUUGAUAUGGAGGAAGUUCAGAUGAGAAUUGUCUUUGAUAGUUUUAGACAAAUAUCACCAAAAAUCCUCAAGAACAUUGAAAUUCUAGAACAAUCUGACAAAAAAGAUGGUGGAACUUAUGCUUAUCAAGUGCUGCUUCCUUUAUACAAAAUCUGCGAAGGAUUUGCUGGGAAGGUUAUUUCAGAUGAAGUGAAGCAGUUUGCACAAGAGGUGAGAGAUAGCAUAAGGGAUGCAAUUGGGGUGCAGAAUUUUGUACAAGUGUACAGCAUGGCAAGGAAGAAUUUGAAGGCGAAAAGGGAUAAGAGAAGACAAAGUGAAAAAGUGAUGGCUGUUGUUAAUCCUAUGAGGAAUGCCAAGAGGAAGCUUAGAAUUGCAGCCAAACAUAAAGAGAACAAGAAAAGGAAAAUAAUGACAAUGAAGUUUGGAAGAUGGAUGCAGUAAUUAAUUAAUUAAUUUAUUAGUAAACACAAUUUUGAAGGUUUUGUAGGGUAUGAGGAGCAAUUGUAAAUGUUCAAGGAU
Molecule: messenger RNA, 8085 nt
Organism: Lactuca virosa
Lineage: Eukaryota; Viridiplantae; Streptophyta; Magnoliopsida; Asterales; Asteraceae
Source: the annotation of a GenBank genome assembly